Postia placenta MAD-698-R-SB12 is the source of this 243-nucleotide messenger RNA. RefSeq lists its product as hypothetical. The coding region runs from base 1 to 243 and encodes 80 amino acids. The transcript is spliced from 2 exons. The record is from RefSeq and is a predicted model, not a curated record. Lineage: Eukaryota; Fungi; Basidiomycota; Agaricomycetes; Polyporales; Adustoporiaceae.
AUGUCCACCACGGCGAUGGCCAACGCACUUGUCGCGCACUCAGAUUACUAUCGUAAGGGCUAUCUGCGUAAGAACGUGUCAGAAGCCACCGUCAUGAUAUUCGACGGGAAGGACGAGGACGGGAACGACUUCUCGAAGGGUGUUCUGCUCGAACUGGAUGCCUGCGCCUACUUCAAACCUUAUGUUCCCGCGAAGAAGUCGCGCAAAGGGAAGGAGAAGGAGACUUCAGAUGCCCCCGCAUAA